Messenger RNA from Microbotryum saponariae, 2601 nucleotides. Lineage: Eukaryota; Fungi; Basidiomycota; Microbotryomycetes; Microbotryales; Microbotryaceae. The record is from the annotation of a GenBank genome assembly.
AUGAGCUCCGCACUCGGGCGAAGACCGUACGUUCACGCCCGAUCGCCUGCACUGUGCGAUGCAGAGAAGGGCCUCUCGCCGGAGCUCUGCAGGUUCAAAGCAUUUUUGAUCAGACACUGAUACAGUACGGCCUUAUUCUCUGAUCGUACAGGUCCUACGGUUACUCGAAUGACCCAGACGUGGCAGCCGACGGAGUCCGGCCAGGCUCGUCGCCGUCCACGUCGGCCUCGAUUACUUCGCUUGAUGAGCUGACGACGAGCAACACGUUGCUCAACGUAGCACGCACCAACAUUCCGACGUCACAGAAUGGGGAACGGAGUCGUGCCAACUCGGUCGUCGCUUCGUUCUGGCCCAUGAGCUCAGGGCAAGGACAAGGACAGGGCCAUCCCUCAAGAGCUCCCAGAGGGAGCGUUGGAGGUCCUAUGUGGGUCGACGGCGGCGACGACGAUAGCACGAUCAAGCGGAGAAAGAGUUAUGUCGAACUCGACAUCGAUGGCACCGAUGGUAGUGAUGCACCGGUGAUUUUCGAGCCUUGCGCACAGGCUGGCUCUCUGGUUAUGUGGGGGUGGGCUCCUUACGCCCUCUGAUCGGAGAAACCGGAGUACUGAAUCGAGCUUGCGGACCGCUUUCUACCUUCCAGCGAUACAGGAGUUCCCAGAAACCGAUCAAUGUAUUGAAUGUGCGAUCAUCGACGCUACGGUCCACCCUACGAGCUCCUCGUCGAAUCCUCGUCUUGCUCCUACUUCCCAUCUCGGUCUAUGUCGUGUACAGGACAGCGAUACAAAGUCGCAGCAUGACGAAUGACUCGUCUGUCGAUGCUAUGGCACAGUUGUACCGAGGUAGCUGGAUUGGCGAAACUGCCAGAGGUGCCGCUGGAAUCCGCUACGCUUUCGGCAAACUCAUUGGCGCUCACGGCGGUGAGUGGCAGGGCGAAGUGCCUGCCAGGAAGAAUGUCAGUUGGGCCUUGCGUUGGUAUAUGCUGUGCUCUGCCAGUCAGCUUAUCAGGUGACCGUGUGGGCUUUCCUCUAUUCCGUUGGUGCGGGACAUAGCCUCUCAAAACCCGGAUCCCACUCAAAUCCUUCAGAGACAACCUCAGAGACGACCAUGGCUACGUGACCUCGUUUCCGUAUGGAGGUACCAGUGAGCUAACGCAGCCUUCAGCCUCUAUGAUAUAUUUGAUCCGUAACUAAAGCUAGUCCUGGGCGAGGAUGUGUGGGCAGCGAAUCAACUGAUGGAGAUUCUCAAGCUCGUUCAUCUGGGUCAGCUGCUCAACCGAGACGUUAUCUUGUAAGUAGAUCUAAGAUUGAGACUUUGACUACUCAUUUGAAACACCAUCGUCGGUCUAACCUUAUCAUGUCACCAUACGCCUUUAGAUCCGAGCUGAUGGCCACACACGAGCACGCUCCCAACGUUGGCUAUUCCAAAUUCUUCGACCUUGACCUGUUCUCCUUCUUGACGAAUGUCUCGAUCAUGGAGUGGCAAGAGGUCAAGAUCCCACUUGAAACAGGCACCUCACCCGAAAAGCUCUCGUGUUGGGGGUGGCAAGACAACGCGCCCCUGAAGGGAUAUAAUGUCCAGACAUUCUUUUGGCCCCCGCCUGGUCAACUCACGGUCCCUAGUUCAAUUCAGACGAGCAUGAGUUUCCCCGCGAUGGAGGUGUUGGCAAGUCAAAGCAAUCGAAAGUGGUUAGACGAGAGCGCUCAGCGCAUAUACGGAGGUUGGGAGAAUGCGCCGGAUCCGCCUGACACGAAGCUGAUGUGCUUCGAGAAUCUCUUCUACGGUCAGUGGGUGAUCCCCAGAGCUGAGGAUUUGACGAUGAAGCGAGACAAGGAGUUGUGCUAAUACCGCCUUUAUGAACCAAAUCAGUCCCAUCAAUUCACUUUGUGGAAGGGGCCGUAGACCAAUCUUACACGAUUGAAGAGUUGUCUCCCAACGAUCCAGUUUGGACUUCGGUCGGGCAGCAUCUUCACUACAAUGCGCACAUCUCGCACAUCGCCGAUGAGCUUUUGACGUUUCUGAUGGGACGUUCUGGCGCUCGCAAACCCUUCAUCGGUGUCCAUCUACGUCGUGGAGACUUUGUGUCCCUCGGACGGAUCGCAGGGGACGAUGUAGGAAGCUACACGAGGGCCGUGACCGAGGUGCAAAGCGAGUUGAGAAAGAAUCGCAAGUGGUCCGGAAUCGGAGGGAAAAGGGACCUGCCGGUCAUCUUUGCUACCGACGCGACGGACGAUCCCUUCCUCAACAAACUGGCCGACUUGGGGUGGCUGCGCAUCAACCACCAGGAAUUUGCCACAGGUCAGUUUACUUGCUUGGUGCAGCAAUUCCCUUCUCCUGCGCAGCUGACCGAGACUCAUGUGUACGCGUACAGAUGUGCGCUUCGGUGGUUGGUAUCCUUCCAUGCUCGAUUCGUUGCUGUUGUCUCGAGCGGUUGGUUUUGUCGGGUAAGUCCAGAAUACGCCUGCGAUGCACUCGGAUUCAUCACACUGAGCAGCUUCGACUCUCGCUCGCGAUUCUCACAGAACCAAGAGCUCGACAUACUCUUAUCUCACCGCGAGGAGGGUUGAAACAUGGAACGACGGAGUCACGAGGAUUGCAGGGUGA